Thrips palmi is the source of this 3547-nucleotide messenger RNA. Its product is annotated as switch-associated protein 70-like. The record is from RefSeq and is a predicted model, not a curated record. NCBI's taxonomy places the organism in Eukaryota, Metazoa, Arthropoda, Insecta, Thysanoptera, Thripidae. The transcript is spliced from 10 exons. Gene Ontology annotation, cellular component: nucleus; cytoplasm. The coding region runs from base 255 to 1937 and encodes 560 amino acids.
ACCAAGCUGCCCCUCUCUUGUAGGUCACCUAGAACAGCGACAGCAACACCACAACAUCAGCCCGUCAGGCCGUCUACAAUUUUUAGGGAAAUAAUGGCCAGCUCGCAUUUUUAAAUUGUCUUUAUCUGGAGUUUAAGUGGGUUAAACAAAUUGCUUUCUGAGUGAAGCUCGGGAUAAUGUACACCGCAGCGCUUUUGGCGCUCUGAUUUAACUCGCUGAGGAGACAAGCACCUGUUGCUCCAGCAAGCAGAAACAUGUCAUUGUUAUUGAAGAAUGCGACCAACAGCAUCUGGCACGCUUUUAACGCUUUGUGUUCAGAUAAGAGUGGAACCGUCGUAAAAUCCAAGCUGAAGGUCCUCACAGCAAACAUUGGGACAUUACUCGAUCUCUACGGCGUGGAAAAGGGCCUUGAGCAUUAUCGAAGUACUGCAGACCUCAACUUUGAACACUUCAAAUAUUACUUACAAAAGGAGGUAUUUUCAUCAUUACCUGAUACUUUCACACUUACAACCAUUCAAGAUUUUGAAGCUCGUGUUGAUGAAGUGUGCUGGCUAGUCUGCAAAAAGGAUUUAAUUUCUAGGGAUAAACCACUGCUUCCGGAUGAUUCUGUUUUUCAACUAUUCCGUGUUUUUUGUAUGUUGUCUGACCUUGUUCAAGAGUCCCAUGAGACAUUUCAGGUGCUGAUGCAUUCGGCUGAGGUUGGCAAAGUAGUUUCUGAGAUUGUAAAUUCUGUUGGUUUAGAGUGGGAUGCAAUUGAAUUUGAAAAUUUAUCCUCUUCUGUCAAAGCUUUUCGCUUUGGUUCCUUCCUUGCUUUGAUUGAGACCAAGUACUUUGGAGAUGGAAGCGUUGAAACUGAUGGUCUGGUAGAGGCUGUGCGAGAAAUUUUCAGAACUUACCUCCAAGACGUGUUGAAGAAGGGUACUCUUAUGAAACGGGGUUUUCUCCUUCCUACACUUCGAGAGUAUUGGUUUGUACUGCGCCCAACAGAGCUAAACUAUUACAAGAGUCAAGAUGAACGUGAGUGCUGUGGCAGUAUUAGCCUUGAUACUCAGUGUAGAGUUGAUGCAACGUCUAGAGGCAUGAGAACACAAGAUAAGGCUCACCGCCUUGCCCUGCACACCAGUGAAAGAACUUAUGAAUUUGCUGCUUAUGAUCACAGGUCAAGGUUGCAGUGGAUUUCAUCCCUUCACUUGGCGAUUGCUCAGUCUGGUAGUCGUGAGGGCUAUCAACGUACCCUAGCAGCGCGGCGCAGAGCUCAAAGGGAAGCAGAUGCUCUGCGUCAAUCAGAAGAGCAUAAACGCAGAACAAGCCAAAUCCUUGACAUGGAGAUGACACGUGCCCAGCUGCAAGCUGAAAAGAUUGCCCGUGUGGCUGCCGAGUUACAGGCCAAGGAAUUGGAAGCAGUUCAUCGUGAGGAGGAGAAGAGGGUGCAAAUGCUGGAAGAAACUAGGAGGACACUAGAGCGCCUUCUUGAAGAAGAGACUCAAGCUAAACGCGAUGAGGAGAUUGUGCGCAACUUGCAGGGCAGGGUUUUGCGAGAGGAAAUGGAGCACCGUGAAAAACUAGAAAGGUUGCAAGAAGAGCAGAAAGCAUUGCUAGAACUAGAAAGAGAAAAACGAAUGGAAUUUGAGAAACAGCAACAAGAUAAAGAGGUGCAGUUGACAGAAGCACAACAACGUCUUCGUCAUCUUGAAGAGGAAAAGCAAAAGCUUGACAAGGAAUUGAGGUCAGCACAAGAAAAAAUAACUUCAUCAGAAAAAUCAAAAGAAGUUCUUGAAGCAAAGCUAAGGGUCAUGAUGCCACAGCUGAAGGAUUCAGGAAGAGUCUGUAGAGCUCUUAGCUUUGUUCCAUCCACCAAGGAGCGACCAGCUUUUGCAGAAGUUCGGAGCAAUGUCAGUGCCAAUGGUGUCAAACGUUCAGAGGAAGCGCCUCAUUGACUGAUUUAAUUUUGAGAUUAUAAAACCAAUUGUUUACUGUUUUCUUAGGAAUCUUCCUGUGUUCUGUCCUCAAUUUCCCUAAUUUACCUUGCUUUGGAGGGAGGGACAUUCUAAUUAUGCUUUACUCAGAUUUGUAUUAUUUUAAAGUUGUGAUGAUUUAUAAGUUCCAAAUAUCAUAUUGUAACAUUUUAAAUGACCUGAAAGACUAAUUUAUGGGACCAACUUACACUGUAUUUGUUUUCUAGAAUGGAAUCUCAAUUACCUCAAGGUGCCAGCUAAGUUUAAGCAGAGGUAUCCUAUUCAAAUUUGUGGCAAGCAGUUUGUGUGUAUGGUGCUUCUCUUUGCAGUUUUAUUGAGCUUUGUAUGUUGUCUAUAGUGAGUUGAUAUAUCAUGGUCAUUUCACUUUAUAAAAAAGUGAAGUGGCUAUUUACAUCCUGUGAUUUUUAUUCUCCCACUAUUAUUUUGUUAAAUCAUACUACCUAUUCAUUGUUAAAUCAUGAAACUUUUGAUGCAAUUGUUAUAAUUUUUGUCUCAAAUUUUAGUUUUGUUGAUCGUGUAUAUCUCUGUAUUCUUAUAAAUACAGCACUCCUUAUGAGGGUAGCACACAUUGUGGCAACACUCGAGCACAAGAUUCUGUGCUGACAUUUAGUUAUGAUUUCGUUACCGUGUGUACAGCUCCACCUUCAUCAUUUAUUAUUUGAAGGUAGAACCCUGUUUAGAGAAGACACUAUUUUGUAACUCUCUCAGACUAUUUUUAUUUGUCAAGAUUAUUUGUUUUCUAUAGCUGAUCUAUAUGCUGCCAACUAACUCUACUUAUUUUAACUCACUCUGGAGCUUUUUUACUUGCACAAUUUUUAAAUUUUUUAUUUCUUCACGAUUAGGACCCAUUUGAUUUACUGUCUCCUAUUAAUUGUAUGUGUUCCUUUGCUCACAUAAGUUUGUGCUAGUCAUUAAUGUGACUCAGAACCUUUGGUUGUAUGAACUAAGUGCUUCAGUUUCAUUCCUAAAGCUUGAAUUGAAGCAUUUUAAAAUAAGGUUUAAUGUUUGUAAGUUCCUUAUUUUCAAUCAACUGUGCUUCAUUUUUCUUUUUCUAUUUUGUAAAGGUAGUUACAUUUAGGUCAUUGUUUUGAAUCUGAUUUUGGCACAAGAGCUUUGUUCCUUUAUGCCCCUCUUGCCUUUGUGUUUAGUCUCGCUUUUAUUUAUGUUUCUCUUUAAACUUGCCAUAUUUGUUAACUAAUGUCUACUUUUGUAGACAGGUGCUAUGUGUAGAGCAGACCUGAUUUUUGCCGAGUGAGAGAGUUCAGAAUCUCCCCAUUUUUUUUUAAAUCUUUUUUUUGUAGGGUAAUCCUAUGUUGAAUACUCAUUACGUCUCCCCCAGUGUAUGAUAUGUGUCUUAUGAUGAUAUUCAUAAAUGUACGUACCUUUGUACGUAUGUCCAUUUAUUUUUGAGUGUUACUCAAUUUUUGUAUCUUCUAGAGCUGGGCUCAACUAUCUUAAUUAUGUCUUAAUGUUUGGAUUUUUUUUUCUUUUCGAUUGUUCAAACUUUGUAGUUAGUGCAUUGAAAUGUACCAUUGAAAUGUAUGAAAUAAAGCGCUCUACUUGGAAAGCAA